Molecule: messenger RNA, 2784 nt
Organism: Chondrus crispus (carragheen)
Lineage: Eukaryota; Rhodophyta; Florideophyceae; Gigartinales; Gigartinaceae
Product: Mitogen-activated protein kinase 14-1, MPK14-1
Exons: 2
Coding region: 1-1707 (568 amino acids)
Biological process (GO): protein phosphorylation; intracellular signal transduction
Cellular component (GO): nucleus; cytoplasm
Molecular function (GO): ATP binding; MAP kinase activity
Source: RefSeq, a predicted model, not a curated record
AUGCAGCGCGCCACCAAUGAGGACGAGCGUCGUCGCAUGCUCGAGCGUCUCAAGGAGGACUUCUUCCUCCCCCCCCUCUCCGAGCACAAGUAUCAUCUCGAGCAAGUUAUCGGCGAGGGAAGCUACGGAAUUGUCUGCUCAGCAGUCAACACCGAGACGGGCGAGAAAGUCGCCGUCAAGCGCAUCAUGCGCGUCUUCGAGGAGGCCCCCGAAGCCACGCGCACGCUACGUGAGCUCAAGUUUCUCCGCUUGCUAAAGGGCCACGAUAACAUCAUUACCAUCAAGGACGUCCUUCUUCCAUCCGACCGCAACCUCUUUGACGACGUCUUCGUCGUGCUCGAGCUCAUGCCCACCGACCUUACCCGCGUCCUUCGCUCCAAGAUCGAGCUCUCCAACGAGCAUAUCCGUUGGCUCGUCUUUCAGUUGAUUCGCGGCAUUUAUUACAUCCACACUUCGCGCGUCUUCCACCGCGACCUCAAGCCCUCAAAUAUUCUCAUCAACGCCCAGUGCGACUUGCGUAUUGUCGACUUUGGUCUCUCUCGCGCCGCAGUCGACUGCCAGGAACCCGACGCCGUUUUCUGGACUGAUUACGUUGCCACCCGCUGGUACAGAGCCCCGGAACUCAUAAUGGCCGGCGCUUCCAAUUACACUCCGGCCAUCGACAUGUGGUCCAUCGGAUGCAUCUUUGCUGAAAUGCUUAACAAAGGCAGGGCACUCUUUCCUGGCCACAACCCAGAAAACCAACUCGACCUCAUCGUCGACGCCCUAGGAAACCCGAGUCCAGAGGCCGCCGCCUCUGUCCGUGAACCUCGUGCGCGCACGCAUCUGGCCCGUAUGCCGCGCCGUCCGCGUCGACCAAUGAAGGAGCUGUGUCCAACAGCCGAUGCGCCCGCCCUGGAUUUGCUCGAAAAGAUUCUCGAGUUCGAUCCCGUCAAGCGCAUCACUGCGGAAGACGCCCUCAAACAUCCGUACUUGCAAAUGGAUGUCAUUACGCCUGGAAAGCCAAUCGACAUGAACGAGUUUGCGUUUGAGCGAAGGAGUCACUCCAUUCCAGAAUUGCGCGCUCUCUUUCUGGAGGAAAUCCUAAAGUAUCAUCCAGAGCGAAGGGACGAAUACUUGCGGCACACGGACCAGCCCGUCUUGCGCUACGCCCCUGUGGACCAGGUGUCCCGGUUUAGAGACGAGAUGAAUGCGCAUCAAAACGGCACCGAGCCUCCGCGGGCGUGGGAGUCGAUGCCAAACCAACAACUGACGCAAUAUUGCCAUACAGCGAUAGAUAGUCGCAACAGCCAGACCCAGUCUGUCAGUUAUCAGGGUGGUAGGCUGGGGAAUGCCGUCACCACGAGCACAGAUGGUGCGACACAAGCUGCGACUGCAGGUGCUUCGGGUGUCGCAAAUGAGGCACACCCCAAUGGAGCGCACUUGACCACGGCCAAUAUGAAUGGCGCACCCAUGGGCGCAGAAGCCGAUAGAGAAUAUGCAGCAGCGCAGCAAGAUGUAGGGAUGGGGAAUGGGGACGACCAUCAGCUUCCCAGAUAUGUAGGCAAGUUUUCAACUGGCAGCGCUUCUUCCACCGUCGCAUUCCGACAAGCAUCGGGCGAGUUGGGUGCUGUCCCAGAUAGACGCGUCAGUGAAACAGUCGAGAGCAUGACGGACAUUGGAACGGAAAUCGUCUCCGAUAUGACAGACGAACAAGUGAGUGCAUGAAGAGCCCUGACCCAAGCUUGUUGUUAUGAGUAUGCAAAGAAUUGGGGGUUGUCAUCCUCAUGGGGUUUGUAUAUGCUUUCAUCGACGUGCCCAUGCCACGUCUCAGGGUGGAAAACGGUGACGCAGAUGACGAACAACUAAUGUGGGGAAAAUAAUGACAUGCAACGCAAAAAGGCUCUAGCAUGGGAGAGGCCAUUAGCAUGUGCAUGCCUGCCUGUCCAGCCGUCGACACACUGCGCGCGUGCCCCAUUUACUCUGUCAUUGCCCUUAUCAGCGUCGGCGGCCCUCAGGUGUACAGAGGAUCUUUGAGGAGUUCAUAUGCGGCGCUCUUGGUUUGGGCGUGAAGGGGCAACGCGAGUGUAAGAUCUGCUAUUGUCAGGAAUCAGUUAAGCAAGUUGUGAGAGGAGGUACCGUGCGAGCAAUACCACAGAAGGCUGCAGAUGCUCACUGUACAAACUUGAACGCCUGUUUAUUCACGGAGUGCAGACAUUGGCGUGACAGCAACUGAGCGCACUCCGAAAGUUUUCAUAUCUUUCUGCCAGUUUGAAAGUUAAAACAACAUCACCACUGACGCCUUCCGGCUGUGCUCAAUACGAGCGGAUGCGGUCGCUCGCCUCAACCAAGAUUGAGAGCUUUUCCCGUGCAAGUCAGCAAGCGACUGGCUGCAAUCUUGAGACUAUGAAAGAAAUAUUCGUUGCAUGCAUCUACCGAAUGGUUGCUUUUGCUUGCUUUAGAGGGACCGGCCCGAACAAGGAUCCUAUCUCCACAUCAUCAGCACGUCUCUUCUUAUGGCUCAAGGUAAUGCCCGGCGGGGGCGGGGGCACCGGGUCCCCUUUCAACUUGGCGAGCUUGACCCUUAACGUAUGUACGUCCUCUUCCUUCCGCAACACUGUCCUCUGGAGCUCAAUGAACGUUAGAAUAUCCAUCCUAAGCAAAUCAAAGUUAUCCACGACAAUUGUCGUUGGCGUAGGUCUAGUCCCCACUUCCAAUUCUAUGAGCGCUUCAUCAAUGCGUCUCGAUAGCCUCGCACUUUGAGUGACGGGCGUGUAAAUCAUACUACUCCUUGCCAUAGCCCCC